AUGCAAGACAGGGCGGGGAGUCGGAUACGGGCUCUCUCCCGCCCGGUUGCGGUCCGCAACGGCUUCCGCCGCCGUGAGUCCAACGCGCCGGUCAAGCCCCGCCGGUUCUGGCGCUCGCAAACCCGCGCGGGCAACGUGGUCACCCUCGCCGACCCCGAGCCGUUCGAGCCUCCGCAGCCUGCUGCCGAGGAGGGCUUCCUGCUCGUGAGAAAGUCCGAGGCCAUGGCGGUCAAGGCCAAGGGCUGGUCCCAGCGGUACAUGCGCCUCGUCGGCUCGCAUCUCUACAUCUGCCGCCAGCCGGCUGCUGACCCGCUGUACUUUCUGGACUUGCCGCGGGUGGUCAUCAAGACUGUUCACCGGCUGCCCGGCGGCGACGGUGUCGAAUGGCGUGCCGCCCAUGAUCUUCCGACCUCAUCCGAGUCGGCAAGCGAUGCGAGCGACGAUGGUUCUGCUGAGCAUGCUCUUCACAAGGCGCCUGAGGCUGCCACUGCUGGGCUCGGUGAGAAGCCUGUCGUCUGGGCCUCGCUCGGCCUCGACUGUCCGGAAGAGUUUGUGCUCUGUGUCGGCGUUCCGGGCGACUGGCACUUUGUGCAGGCCAACUCAGAGCCCGAGUGCCAGCGUUGGCUCCGCGGUAUGCUCUACGCGCAGCAGUACUAUCGGACCGACGGUGCCGGGCCGUUUGGGUGUGGCGUCAUGCCCGAGGUUGUCUGCCGUGUCCCCAUGUUUGACGUUCUCUCCGUCUUUAUGAUCGAGGACGAGGGUCACCAGUUCUCCGUCGCUAUCGAGGCCCGCCACGAAGUACACAUCCUGCUCACCGACGACGAGGCCCGCGCCGAGAACGAGCUACUCGCCCUCUCCCAGGCUGCCUCGCGCGUCUCGGUCAUCUCCUACCCGAGCAGUGAGCCGGAGGACGUUCCCCUCCCGCGCCGCCGCCGCAUCCGCCUCUCGACCGCUGAGGACGAGCUGGCGGCCGCCAUCGUUGAGAUCGAGGAAGAGGAGCAAGCUGCGUGGCUCGGCCAACCGUCGGCGAGCUCGCCGUUGCAACCGCAUGCGAGUAGCGCCGGCUCGGUCACAAACGAGUGUACUCCUGUUGACGGCCUGCUCGAGCUGCCGCGCGCUCACGGCUCACCCGAGCAGGUGGUCAGUCCCGCAGAUGGCUGUACCGAGACCAGCGACAUUGUGCUGGAUGGCUCUGCCCACUGGACUGCUGACGACGAGUUGCUCUAUGCCAUCGACGACGUUCGCGAGUUUGUGGCGAGCCACAACGCCGUCUCGCUCAACGAGCUGUUUGAGGUCAAGGGCCCAGUCCUUGACGCCAUUCACGACAUGGUCCGCGAGGCCAUCUCUCACCUCGAGGCAGCCACAAGGAGCUGGUCGCUCUCCGCGCCAUCGAUCGACAUGAUCAACGAGGCGCGCCUUGCGGCGUGCGUUGACGACCUCUCGCGCGCCGAGCCCGUCCUCGACGCCCGUCCGUACGACACUGUCCACGACGCUGUCAACGUCCUCGACUUUAUCGCCUCUGUACUCGGCUCAUGGAAUCGCCUCGCGUCUGCGCUCGAUCACGCCGUCGACGCCACUGUCGCCAUGCUCGCCGACAGCGGCAGCUCGCCCGACUUUGCGUCGUCGGCAAGCAAGCUCGCAGCCGCCAUGCGCGCCGCCCGUCGCGCCGUCCUGCGCCGGUACGUACCGCGCCCCGACCUUGCCGACGACCUUUGCAAGGUGAUCGGCGUCCCACUCACCGAGUGCAUCGUUGUCCUCGACGACAUGACCUCGGCGCUCGUUGUGGCAUGCCUCGGUCAGGCGCUGCCGGGCCAAGCCUCGCCUGGCCGCGCUCCGCAGCCUCGCCCCAGUUCGCCCGUCUGA
Thecamonas trahens ATCC 50062 is the source of this 1863-nucleotide messenger RNA. RefSeq lists its product as uncharacterized. Bases 1 to 1863 code for a protein of 620 amino acids. The transcript is spliced from 2 exons. NCBI's taxonomy places the organism in Eukaryota, Apusomonadida, Apusomonadidae. The record is from RefSeq and is a predicted model, not a curated record.